Molecule: messenger RNA, 7132 nt
Organism: Phalacrocorax carbo (great cormorant)
Lineage: Eukaryota; Metazoa; Chordata; Aves; Suliformes; Phalacrocoracidae
Source: RefSeq, a predicted model, not a curated record
GUGCCUUUGUACAAGAAGAAUCUAAAUUAGUCUUUGCAUCAGGUAAUGGAAGUAUUUGCAUUGCUUUUAUGGGAAUGAUUGCAAUCACUUCCCAUGUUGGAUUAAUGAAGACUGAAACCUUGGAAGAAGCAUAUGGUACUUAACUGGACUUCUCCCAGAGAGAGUUAAAAGGUUGGCUUAGUGCCGUUCAACUUGGUAACCUGUAUUGGUACCUUUGUGAAUGUAUGUAUGAAUUGUGGUGCAUGGGAGCAAGUUCUCUUUUGCAAACUUAGCUGUUAAAUACCUUUACACUGAAAGACAGCUGAUGAUCACUUAGUGUUCUGUAUUGUGAGCUGUUAGUAAAUAUGUGUGGGCACUGGGGUGCAGAGGAAAAAGAAACAACAGUGAUUGUCUUCUGUGUUUUGCUCUUCUCUCUAGAGAGCUGUGUGAUCCUCACUAUAGAGAAGUGUUGAGUGCUGUUGUUCCUGUUGUAUGCUUUUGGUUGAUUGGUGUGGAAAGUAUAAAUCUUCAUUUCUGCUAGUCUGGUCGAGUUCAUUUAGAAGGAUUCUUAUUAAUGAAGUCUGUACUGCACAAUUGUGGUCCGUGUGUGGAUAGGGGAAUCACAGCUCACUUAGACCUUUAUCUAGUAGUCCAGAUUGCAUAUAAAAACUUAAUCACCAUUUCUCUGCUGCAUCUUCACUUUCAGUGCUGAUUCUUUCACUGAAUUGCAGCCUCAGAAAAAAAGAAAAUGUAUUGGUCUUUGGCUACAAUGACAGUCUGCCAGUUGAUUUUGAGUGUGGUUUUUUUUGUUUGUUUGGGUUUUUCUUUUGUGGGGAAGAGGGAUGUUUGUUUCUUUUUUUUAAAGGUAGAUAAAUGGUUCUCUCCAAGUUUUGUGCAGAUCUCUGUGUAUUAGUUUCUAACAGAGUUUCCCUGGAACUAAAAGCCUUGUGUAAUGUAAAUGCAUUUCCAGAUGCGGAGAGAUCAAGUGUAUGUUUGCAGUAAUUCUUUGCUAUAUAAAAAUGUUUAUCUUGUAAAUGCUUUUUGUAUUUUAAAACACACAAGGUGAAAGCAAUACUUAUAUGAGUAGCCAUGAAUUGGCAUGAAGUAGACUACUUAAAAAAAGAGCUUUAUUGCUGGGGAUGUUUUUUAUAAUGAUCUUUGCGACACUUCAGUUUUCAAAAUUAAAUCAACUGAAUCAAUCUGUCAAGAUAUGCAUGCUCUGUUUUUUUAUAUAUAUUUGGUUUUAGUUAUGCUCUGUUAAAUAAAACUGUGCCCUGUAAUCUUCACUGAUCUUAUCCUGCUUUCAUUUCUAAUUUAUUCUUGAGAAGACACUGCUUGCUUUAACUUAGUAUGACUACCUCCCCUCCCCACAGCAGAACAACUGAAGAUGAAUAUUGUGAAAACAAAGAUAUAAUCACAGGUAAAGGAAGACAUUCUCUACAAUGGAAACUUCUAAAGAAUAAUUUCUGAUUUUUCAAAAGGUCUGACUAAACUGCAGUGAUAUUGUGGAGCCAUUCUAAAACAGCUGCAAAGGCAAUUUAAGUGUUCUACUCUCUAUGUGAUUCCAGCAGAUUCUUCUCACCUCAAAUUUGUGGAAAACUGGUGAAGGAAGAGUUUCCCAGCACAUCAGUCUAAUUAGACCACUGUUUAUCCAUCCAGUCCAGAACUGCUUUGUUUUCCUUCUGUAAUCAUGGCAAAACCUUAUGAAUUUAACUGGCAGAAGCCAGUUCCCUCUUUUAUGCAAGAUGGAGCUGUGUUUGAUAGAUAUGAAGAGGAAUCUUUUGUCUUUGAAAGCAACUGUCUCUUCCAAGUGGAUGAAUUUGGCUUUUUUCUGAGAUGGAAAAGUGAAGGAAAGGAAGGACAGGUGUUAGAAUGCUCCCUGAUCAACAGUGUUCGUUUUGGAGCUGUACCAAAGGAUCCCAAAAUACUAACUGCACUUGAGGCUGUUGGAAAAUCAGAAAAUGAGUUGGAAGGACGGAUAGUGUGUGUUUGCAGUGGCACAGAUCUGGUGAACAUCAGCUUCACUUUCAUGGUAGCGGAAAACACAGAAAUAGCCAAGCAAUGGGUAGAAGGGCUUGGAUCCAUUAUACACAAUUUUAGAGCUAACAAUGUCAGUCCAAUGACAUGUCUCAAGAAACACUGGAUGAAGCUGGCCUUUCUAACAAACACAAAUGGGAAAAUUCCAGUUCGGAGCAUUACCAGAACCUUUGCAUCAGGUAAAACAGAAAAAGUGAUCUUUCAGGCACUCAAAGAAUUAGGUCUUCCCAGUGGAAAGAAUGAUGAAAUUGAGCCUGCAGCAUUUACUUAUGAGAAAUUUUAUGAGCUCACCCAAAAGAUAUGUCCCCGAACUGACAUAGAGGAUCUCUUUAAGAAGAUCAAUGGAGACAAAACUGAUUAUUUAACGGUAGACCAAUUAGUGAGCUUUCUAAAUGAACAUCAACGAGAUCCUCGGCUCAAUGAAAUUUUAUUUCCCUUUUAUGACACAAAAAGAGCAAUGCAGAUAAUUGAGACAUAUGAGCCAGAUGAAGACUUGAAGAGUAAAGGUGUCAUAUCAAGUGAUGGGUUUUGCAGAUACUUGAUGUCAGAUGAAAAUGCCCCAGUUUUCCUAGACCGUUUGGAAUUAUAUCAAGAAAUGGACCAUCCUUUGGCUCAUUAUUUCAUCAGUUCCUCUCACAAUACAUAUUUAACAGGCAGGCAGUUUGGUGGCAAGUCUUCAGUGGAGAUGUACAGACAAGUGCUUUUGGCUGGAUGCAGGUGUGUUGAGCUGGACUGUUGGGAUGGCAAAGGUGAAGAUCAAGAACCAAUAAUAACUCAUGGAAAAGCAAUGUGUACAGAUAUUCUUUUCAAGGAUGUAAUUCAAGCCAUUAAGGAAACAGCAUUUGUUACAUCAGAGUAUCCUGUCAUUCUUUCAUUUGAAAAUCACUGCAGCAAAUAUCAACAGUACAAGAUGUCAAAAUACUGUGAAGAUCUUUUUGGAGAUCUCCUGUUGAAGCAGCCUCUAGAAACGCAUCCACUUGAUCCAGGUAAAGCCUUACCUUCUCCUAACGACCUCAGAAGAAAGAUUCUCAUAAAGAACAAGAGGCUGAAACCUGAAGUAGAGAAAAAGCAGCUUGAUGCUCUGAAAAAGAUGAUGGAAGCUGGGGAAACUGCUGCUCCUGUAAAUAUCCUAGAGGAUGAUAAUGAAGAAGAAAUAGAAAGUGCUGACCAGGAAGAAGAAGCUCAUCCAGAGUACAAAUUUGGAAGUGACCUUAAUGUAGAUGAUUACAGUCAAAAAGAAGCUGUUGCCAUCAGUGUCAAAAAGGCUGCUGAAGAUUCUGAGCAAGAAAACAAUAAAAAGGGUUUAGUAACUGUUGAAGACGAACAAGCGUGGAUGGCAUCUUACAAAUAUGUAGGUGCCACAACCAAUAUACAUCCGUAUUUAUCAACAAUGGUCAACUAUGCUCAACCUGUAAAAUUUCAAGGUUUCGAUGUAGCAGAAGAACGUAAUAUUCAUCAUAAUAUGUCCUCUUUCAAUGAAUCAGUUGGACUAGGAUAUUUGAAGACCCAUGCUAUUGAGUUCGUGAAUUAUAAUAAACGACAAAUGAGUCGGAUAUACCCAAAGGGAGGCCGAGUGGAUUCCAGUAAUUACAUGCCUCAAAUUUUCUGGAACGCUGGCUGCCAGAUGGUCUCACUGAACUAUCAGACCCCAGAUUUAGCAAUGCAGUUGAAUCAAGGAAAAUUUGAAUAUAAUGGAUCAUGCGGGUAUCUACUUAAACCAGAUUUCAUGCGACGACCAGAUCGAACAUUUGACCCUUUCUCUGAAACUCCUGUAGAUGGUGUAAUUGCUGCAACAUGUUCUGUACAGGUCAUAUCUGGUCAGUUUUUAUCAGACAAAAAAAUUGGUACGUAUGUAGAAGUGGAUAUGUAUGGUUUACCCACGGACACGAUACGUAAAGAAUUUCGAACACGCAUGGUGAUGAACAAUGGUCUGAACCCUGUUUACAAUGAAGAAUCAUUUGUAUUUCGAAAGGUUAUUCUCCCUGAUCUUGCUGUCCUGAGAAUAGCAGUGUAUGAUGACAAUAACAAGUUGAUUGGUCAGAGGAUCCUGCCUCUGGAUGGUCUUCAGGCAGGUUACAGGCACAUUUCUCUUCGGAAUGAGGGCAACAAACCACUCUCUCUUCCAACAGUUUUCUGCAACAUUGUGCUUAAAACAUACGUGCCUGAUGGUUUUGGAGAUAUUGUGGAUGCUUUAUCAGAUCCAAAGAAAUUUUUGUCUAUCACAGAAAAAAGAGCAGACCAAAUGAGAGCUAUGGGUAUCGAAACUAGUGAUAUAGCCGAUGUACCAAAUGACACUUCAAAGAAUGAUAGAAAAGGAAAAGCCAAUAAUGCCAAAGCCAACGUAACGCCUCAGAGUAGCUCUGAACUUCGACCAAGUACCACUGCAGGUUUUGGAUCUGGGACUGAUGCUAAGAAAGGUAUAGACCUUAUUCCUCAAGUGAAGAUAGAAGAUUUAAAGCAAAUGAAGGCUUAUAUAAAGCAUGUAAAGAAGCAGCAGAAAGAGCUGAAUGCCUUAAAGAAGAAACAUGCAAAGGAGCACAGCGCUAUGCAGAAGUUGCACUGCACACAAAUUGACAAAAUAGUGGCACAGUAUGAUAAAGAAAAGGUAUCAUAUGAGAAAAUGUUAGAGAAGGCAAUCAAGAAGAAGGGAGGAAGUAAUUGUCUUGAAUUGAAGAAAGAAACAGAAAUUAAAAUUCAGACACUAACAUCAGAUCACAAGUCUAAGGUCAAAGAGAUAGUGGCACAGCACACUAAAGAGUGGUCUGAGAUGAUCAAUACGCACAGUGCCGAAGAGCAAGAAAUCCGUGAUCUACACUUGAACCAACAGUGUGAGCUACUGAAGAAACUGCUGAUUAAUGCUCAUGAACAACAAACCCAGCAGCUAAAAUUUUCACAUGACAGGGAAAGCAAAGAAAUGCGUGCCAACCAGGCUAAAAUAUCAAUGGAGAACAGCAAAGCCAUAAGCCAAGACAAAUCUAUCAAAAAUAAAGCUGAAAGAGAGAGGAGAGUCAGAGAACUGAACAGCAGCAACACAAAAAAGUUCCUGGAAGAGAGAAAAAGGCUGGCAAUGAAGCAGUCAAAGGAAAUGGAUCAGUUGAAAAAAGUUCAGCUUGAGCAUUUAGAAGUCUUGGAGAAGCAGAAUGAGCAGCUUUUGAAAUCCUGUCAUGCAGUGUCUCAAACACAAGGCAAAGGAGAUGCAGCAGAUGGUGAAGCUGGAAGCAGAGAUGGAUCGCAGGCCAGCAACAGUGGUCUAAAGCCUCAACAAGCAAAUUGAAGUUGGAGAACAUGGCUUCCUUAAAAUGGGAGCAAAAUGCAAAAUAACAUUGCUGAGGUUGAAAAGUGGGAUUUUUUCUUUUUUUUUUUUGGGGGGGUGGCAUGGGUUAUUUUGUUUUUAAUAUAUAAAGUGUAGCUAUGGACCUCCAAGUCUUAAGGUUUGCAUUAUUUCUUUUUUUAACACUGGGCACUGAAUUUCCUUUGUUGGAUUUCCAUGAUACGAAUUUCCUUUGUUCAGAAAAACACUAAUUGGAAGAUGAAGACAGUUUUUAAACCCAGUCCUGUGUUCCUUUCUGUAUCAACAGGCAGCUUGCCUGCAUCAGAAUUGCACAAUAAGAGCCUUGAAACACAACAGAUAUUUUUAACAUCAUCUCAAAUGGCAACAAAACCGUAGCCAGGUCAUGUUAUUUACUGUUUGUGUUCUCAUCUGUGAUAUACUGUGUAGAAACCCCAUGCUGCCAGAUCCCGACAAGCAAUGAGUCGUCAGAUGCUCAGCACCUGAUGUCAUCGAACCCACUGAUCUGGAUCUUCUGCUAAGUCACCGUAAUAAUCAGUACAGUAAGAAGUUGAGUGUGGUCAAUUUUAAAUUAUAUUUCCAAGUAUUUUUCAGGCAGCAGACAACAGGCAGUUGAAAGUUAACCGCAUAUAUUCAAAAGUACAGUAUGUACAAAGUCAUCAGCCAAAUUCAUCAACUGUAACAGUAACUUGACAGGAUAUUUCUGCGGUCCAGUGAUGUCAUUCACAAGUGCCAUAUCAACUCUAUCAUGUCUGAAAGAAGCCAGUAUCCUGUAAAAGUUACUGCAAUGGUUAGCUUGAGGGAAAUACAGUGUAUUUGUGCCAAAACUGAUCAGUGCUGUAAGGAACUGCGUAUUAGGCACUUUGAGAAAAGUUUACAUCCUACAUUGCUUGUAUAGAGAUUGCAUUUUGAUCCUGCCACAGCAGAUCCCAGAUAUUACAGUUCGUUGUAACUUAAAGAUUGUUUAAAUGGCUUUUGGCAAAAAGUUUGUAACUGUGAAAAUGUAAAAAGUAUUUAUACACUUCAGAAUCACAACAUUGUAGAAAAUCCCAUUAAUGUUGCCACAUGAUAAAAUUAGUAAACAGAAAUGCUAAGAGUAUGUUUGCAUGUGAUACAAAUGCUACUAAGACUGUAAUGCCUACUAUAUGACCACAGUCAUUCUACUAGCUGGUAAAUACUGAAUAAAUGUAUGGCACAGAAUAUUGUUUGAUUAACUACAAAGACUUUUAGCAUAAUAAGGUCUCUCUAUAUAUGUGUGUAUAUUAAUUAUGUGGGCAUUCUUGAUACUUGUAGUAAAAGAAAAGUACAUAACUAAUUUAAUUUUACACAGAAGUAUUUAUGCAGAUUUUCAGAAUUUCAUAUCAGGAAUAACCUUUUUAUGUCCAUUAGAUAAAAAACCAAUUUGCUAAUGUGUUAAUUUGCAUGUUUCCAGCGCUUGCUGUAGUUAUACCGCAAAACAAUGCAUGUAAGCAUUCCGCUUGGAAUUUGUCCAUGCUGCCAAUUCAAAGAUGACUGCAUGGAAAACUGGUAGUUUAGAACAAAUCAGAUUCCUGAUUUCAAUGUACUAAGCACCAAUUACUUUGUUGUAUAUGCUUGUACAAACAAAUUCUACAUAUUCCUAUAAAUAAAAUAAAUGAAGAGAGAUAAUUAUGGUAUUGUCAGUCCUGAGAUGAAACUUUCAGCUUCUCUAAUAAAAACCUUAAAAAUUCAAAACCUUUAGUUUUGACUGUAGUGAACUGUAGGGUGGUGGUGGUAUUGGUACUUACAAAUUUUUAGUAAGUUGUAUUUCCUGUAAAAAUGUGCAUAGUAUAAAUAUAUUUCUAUCAC